This is a messenger RNA of Dictyostelium purpureum, 1038 nucleotides long. RefSeq names its product translation initiation factor eIF-2B alpha subunit. NCBI's taxonomy places the organism in Eukaryota, Evosea, Eumycetozoa, Dictyosteliales, Dictyosteliaceae. The transcript has a single exon. Gene Ontology annotation, molecular function: S-methyl-5-thioribose-1-phosphate isomerase activity. The record is from RefSeq and is a predicted model, not a curated record. The coding region runs from base 1 to 1038 and encodes 345 amino acids.
AUGGAAACUUUUAAUUUUUUAUCAAUUAGAUAUAAUAAAGAAGAAAAAAAAUUAGAAAUUUUAGAUCAACGUAAAUUACCAGAUAUCGAAGAAUGGUUACUCGUAAAUGAUCCAAGCGAUAUGAUUACAUAUAUUAAACAACUAUCAGUUCGUGGAGCCCCAUUAAUAGGUGUAGGAGCCUCCAUGAGUUUAUACAAUCAUGUUUUAUUAAACGAAAGUAAAUUAACCAAAGAAGACAUCACAAGAAUUUCAAUGGAACUUAGAGAAAGUAGACCAACAGCAGUUAACUUAAUGUAUUCAAUUGACGAAAUGAUGCAAGUUAAACAAGCAGAGGAUAAACGUGAUUUAUCAGCAGAAAAUUUAGGCAGAAUUGCAAUGUCAAUUAUAAAGAACGAAGUUGAGAUGUGUAGAAAAAUGUCAGAAUUUGGUGCAUCAUUAAUCCAACAUGGAGAGUCUAUCCUCACACAUUGCAAUACUGGAAGUGUAGCUACUGUAGGUGCAGGUACAGCCUUAGGUGUAAUCAGAGAAGCCCACAAACAAGGAAAAAAUAUUCAUGUUUAUGUAGACGAAACUAGACCACUCUUACAAGGUGGUCGUCUCACAACCUACGAAUUAGAGCGUGAAGGUAUUCCAUACACCUUAAUCUGUGAUAAUAUGGCAGCUACAUUAAUGCGUAGUGGUAAAAUUCAAAGAGUAUUAGUAGGUGCUGAUCGUAUUUGCCGUAAUGGUGAUUUUGCAAAUAAAAUUGGUACCUAUGGCGUUUCAGUUUUAGCUCAUCACCAUAAUGUGCCAUUCCAUGCUGUCGCUCCAAUGUCCACUGUAGAUAUCAAAUGUGAAACUGGUGAAGAUAUUCCAAUUGAAGAACGUUCAUCAUCUGAAGUUCAAGGUGCAUCUGGUGCAUUUGGUACUGUUCGUUGGGCUCCAAAGAAUUCAAAAACUUUUAACCCUGCUUUCGAUGUAACCCCAAUGAAUUUAGUUACAUCUUUAAUUUUAGAUAUUGGUAUUAUCGAUAAAAAUAAUUUAGAUAAAUUAAAAUAA